CGGUAGAGCUUCAGCUUCCACCCACCCCCAAAACACUACCUGUCCACUACCUUAUUCAAGUACGUUCAGAAUACAGAAAAUCGUGGGAAACCCCCGGCUUCGGAAAACUUUCAAAGGCAUCGGUAACCGACACGGUAACGAACGAUUUUUCCGGUGUUAAAUUUCCCACGCGGUUUCGAAGCUCGGCAGCUUGCGCCACCCAACAUUUGCCAUGGCUCCACGCGCCGGGGGCAGGCGGAAAGAGCAAGCAGCUAGCGAGUAUCGCGAGCUCGGUGUCGUAGGACGGAAAACUGGCAUUGGACUACCGGAUACUGGUGAACGCGACGAACAUGGCAUGGCACCCAUCGACGGCCUCUUCUCGUCACCCGAGAAGCAGGAUCAGAACGGCGGCUCCGAUGAUGACGUGACGCGUGGAGAGCAAGAUAUGGAAAUUGAGUCGGACGCAGGCCCAGGUCCCAUGUCGGUCAUGAAGGGUGCGCAUAGGUUGCUGCCCCGAGGCACUUCCCCGCGAAAGACCAACUUUCAAUCGCCCGCUCUCCGAAACCCUCACAUCGGUCGCUCCUCGUCACCAGCUCGCGGAUCCGUCGUCGAUACCGAGUCCCCAUCAGAGAGUACACCUGUGGCGCGCAGGCUGGACUACGGUGCGAAAACGAACGGGUCGCGGCCCCACGGUACGCGUGGCAAUAAGGCAAAUGCCGCUAAUUCAGCCACAAGGUCCACGAGCCCAGAUGAGGGGGAGGAGGAGGAGGACGACGAAGAGGAAACAAUCCUGCGCGGCCAACAACAACAGCAACAACAACAAGAUGCUAGUGCGGAAAUGGAGGUGGUUGAUGAAUCACUUCAAAUGGUCGAUGUCGACCAAAGGCCAGAGGCCGAAGGACCCGAUGUCGAAGACGCCGAGUCACCCGAGCCCGAGCCCGAGCCAGAACCUGUAGCUGCGAGUCGACCGAAAAAGAGGGGCCGGCCAGCAAAGGCAGCCUCGCAGGCAAAGACUAAGGCGCCUUCUGCCGUUCGGGAAGAAUCUAUGGUUGAAGGAGGGACGUCUGAGUCUGAACCAGAACCCCCUCAGCCCGUCGUUCCCCGAAAAGGUCGGCCUGCCAAGAAAUCGCAGGCCAAGGGCACCGAAAAGAACGUGUCCGAGUUACAACAAGGGACCAAGCGUCGUCGACCGCACGAACCAGCCGGUGAAGAGCGGGAUAAAGAUGAUGUUGAAGCGCAGAAGGCCCAGGAGGCCCAGAAGGCUCAGAAGGCCCAGAAGACCCAAAAGAGCCAGAAGGUGCAAAGGGUGCAGGAAGAACAGCCAGAAGAAGAACGGGAAGAACAAAAGGAGCAGGAGCAGGAGCAGGUGGAAAGCCGGUCGUCAAAACGACAACGCACAGAGGAUAAAACUUCCAACCCAGAUCGGCAAGGGAAAUCCAAGGGUACGCAGUCGAAGACGUCCGCAGCUGAGGCAACGCAAGGCGCUGGUUCCCAGGCCAAAGAGCCGGCGAAUGCGAUAAAGCGCAAACGCAAACUGGGACAGUCAGACGUUGGAGACGAUUCGAUCAUGGGCAAAGUGCAAAAAGGUCCACCUCUGCCGAGGGUCCGAGGGCUGGUCUCUUUACAACGCAGUAACGAUGUUAUCCGCACACGGUCUGGCCGCCAGUCAUACCGUCCGUUGGCAUACUGGAAAAACGAGCACGUCGUGCACGACGAGGACGACGUAUGGGAAGACGCGGUCUCGACGAACAGGAGCAAGCACCACUCCAAGUUCCUGCUCCCCAGCGUCAAGGAGAUUGUGCGCGUGGAAGAGGAGGAGGCCGCGCCGGCGAAGAAGCGGUCGCAACCGAAGAAGAAGACCAAGACUUCUUCUGAUUCCCAGCGACGCAGAAAAGAGGAGGCCGAGGAACGCGAGGAACGCGAGGAACCCGAACCGUGGGAGCUGGACCAAGGCCGCAUCGAGGGCGAGGCCGUCAUCUGGGACCCGGACUACGAGUUCAACCCGCCGGCGCCGGACGAGCCGGUGGCGUUCGAGCAGAGCGAGAUUGCCAUUGCGGCCAACGCCAUCCAGACGCGCGAGAUUCGCGACGCGACGUUCCGCUUUGCCAAGCUGCUCAGUCUCCCCUUCUUCGGCGCGGGCGUCGUCGACUUGCCGCCCGGUACGGAAAAGAAGCCCAAGAACUCGCGUAAGAACCAGAUGACCUUCUUCGUGCACUACGGCAAGGUGCUCGUCACGGUCAACGAAACCCAGUUUAGGAUCAGCGCAGGCGGGUUUUGGAAUGUUCCGCGAGGCAACUAUUACAAUAUCCAGAACGACUACGAUCAACCAGCACGUCUUUUCUUCUCUCAAGGGAGUGAAGUGGUGGUUGCCGAGCCUGAGCCCAGAGCAGACCGCACGGGGGAUUUGACGCAAGCCUCAUAACGCUUCCCCCACGCGUCCUAUUGUGAACCCAUUUCAAAGUGUGGGAUACAGAAGUCCCCCGAGAUGGCAGAGUAGUGUUUUGUUCAUUUUGGAUGGGCGGACAUGGUGAUUUUUGUGAUCAUACACCUAUGGUUUUGCAAAGGGCCAGUUGGACGAGCUUGUUUCGCAAGACCCGGCCUUAUCCAUUGGGGAAGUCGAUCGGUGUUCCGGUCUUGUCCUGAAUCCUGAACCAGUAAUGUAAAGAGAAAAGGGAUCACUGUAUUGGCCUGGAGUACGCGGCAUGGAGUUGAGGCUAAGGGGGAGUCGGUGUGGAAGUGGACGCUGCAACUCUCACGACCAGGGACGAGGAGGGUAGCUGCACGUUUCAUUACAGAAAGCUGGAGGUCUGGGAUCUGGUUAGAAUGGCGUGUAUACGAAAUAGUAACCCCAAGGCAUCUGGAUGACCGGGGGCGUCGGCCUGCGAGGUAUAUUCAACAGUGAGGUCGAACCGAAUCUCGG
Sodiomyces alkalinus F11 is the source of this 2899-nucleotide messenger RNA. RefSeq lists its product as hypothetical. Gene Ontology annotation, cellular component: kinetochore. The record is from RefSeq and is a predicted model, not a curated record. Gene Ontology annotation, biological process: attachment of mitotic spindle microtubules to kinetochore; kinetochore assembly; spindle attachment to meiosis I kinetochore. Bases 212 to 2401 code for a protein of 729 amino acids. Gene Ontology annotation, molecular function: centromeric DNA binding. Lineage: Eukaryota; Fungi; Ascomycota; Sordariomycetes; Glomerellales; Plectosphaerellaceae. The transcript is spliced from 4 exons.